Danio aesculapii is the source of this 2417-nucleotide messenger RNA. It is a transcript of the gene nkain4, whose product is annotated as sodium/potassium transporting ATPase interacting 4. Lineage: Eukaryota; Metazoa; Chordata; Actinopteri; Cypriniformes; Danionidae. Bases 472 to 1098 code for a protein of 208 amino acids. The transcript is spliced from 7 exons. The record is from RefSeq and is a predicted model, not a curated record. Gene Ontology annotation, biological process: regulation of sodium ion transport.
UUUUUAUAUGACGUCGCCGUGUCGUCGCCGCUACCUUGACGUCUGCCCUCCCAUUCACUCCUAUUCAAAAUUCGACACGUUGAGGCGGCGACGUUAGGGUCGACUGCUCCUUCUCCUUCUCCAUGUGAGGCUGAGAAGUGGCACUAUCCACUCGCCAUACCCCUCUGCUUAUACUUACCCCCGCCCCUCUUACCCUCUUCAUCGUCUCUCUUCUGCCUCUUGCUUCACACUUCGCUCACACACACCCGUGUCUCUCUUUCUCACACACAUACACACACACACACACGCUCCUCCCGCCGCCCGUGUUCGCGUUCACACUUCCACGCGUGUUUCACUGAGCGCCGCCGCUGGAAACAAUGGGAACGGAGGUGCUUUGUGUCGGACAGAGACUGACGCGCUUCACUGUGUUUGUUUAGGACUUUAUGCUGAAAGACUCAUAUAUUCAGGAUCUCAUUAUCUCCCUUUAACACAAUGGGCUGCUGCAGCGGACGGUGCACCCUUAUAUUUCUGUGCACGUUUCAGUUGAUGGUGGCGUUAGAGAGGCAGGUCUUCGAUUUCUUGGGGUAUCAGUGGGCUCCCAUCCUUGCCAACUUUUUCCACAUCCUAGUGGUCAUCCUGGGCCUGUUCGGCACCAUUCAGUACAGACCUCGCUACAUUGUGGUGUAUACAGUGUGGACGGCGCUGUGGGUUGCCUGGAACGUCUUUAUUAUCUGCUUCUACCUGGAGGUUGGAGGUCUUUCAAAGGACAGCGACCUCCUGACCUUCAACAUCUCUGCGCAUCACUCCUGGUGGAGCGAGCAUGGGCCGGGCUGCAUCCGAAGAGAGAUCCCGGCCAGCGGAGAGCGCGGAGCUGACACACAGUCCUACAUCUCCAUCAUGGGCUGCCUGCUGGAGUACCAGUACAUAGAAGUGCUGCACAGCGGCUGCCAGAUCCUCAUCUCUUUGCUGGGCUUCAUCUACGCCUGCUACGUCAUCAGUGUCAUCACAGAGGAGGAGGACAGCUUUGAUUUUAUUGGUGGAUUUGACCCAUUCCCACUCUACCAUGUCAAUGAGAAACCAUCUCAUCUUCUGUUAAAGCCUGUGCCUCAGUCUUCGUAAAUGAACGAGUGUGAUGAAGAGGAUCUACUCUUGGCCAUUCCUCCUCUCUGUUUCUCUCUGUUCCUCUGUUUAAAACACUGUCUCAAUCAGCCCUUUCUGCUUUAGAGAUAAUUGGAGGAGCGGCUCCCUGAUUUCCACCUCUGGACAAAACACAGCCGCUCAACACACUCUUCCACAGUGGCUGUAAAGCAUAUCUAAACAGAAAGCUCUUGUGUUUUGAAGGGUUUUGUGUGUGUGUGGUCCAUGCUUUUGAGUUUGUUCAUAUGUUGAGGUUCACUGAGUUCCAGCUCUGUAUGUGUGUGUGAGGUCAUUUUGUGGUGUUUACCUUCACUCAGAAUUUGCACAAUAAAAACGGAGAGAGCUGAGAGGAGGAAAGUGGGCGCGGAGCAUAAAUAUAAAACAAAGUGAGACGACUUCUUGUGAUAGUCAAAAAUAGAAUCAAGGAAGUGUUAAAUAUAAACUUGAGAAAGACUUAGAGCUUUCUGGAAGUCGUUUUGUGUUGUGGCGUGAGGAUGGAUUAGCUGUGGUUCCAUCCUAAUUUAAAGGAACACUCCACUUUUUUGGAAAUAGGCUCAUUUUACAACUCCUCUACAGUUACAGAGUUUUACCUUUUUUUAAUCCAUUCAGAUGAUCUUUGGGUCUCAGGGGAGCACGUUUAGCUUAGCAUAAUUCAUUGAAUCAGAUUAGACCAUUAGCAUCUAGUAAAAAAAGUUCAUAAAGUUUUCAUAAUUUUUCUCAUAUUCCUGGGCAAUGAUAUUGUACAGCAUCUGAAAACAGUUCUGAAUCAUCUCACAUCACCACGAUUGCAAGAACGUUUCGAUUCAGAUUUAUUUUUUAGAUGCUGAGUAAUAUAAUUGCACCUGCCACAGCAAAGUUCCAUGAAUAUCAUGCCAGAAUGAGCGCAUAGUUUCUUGACAUAUCAGCCCAGAAAAAUUCUCAUUGGUCUCAGUACACAAUGUAACUACAGAAGCUUUAAAUAGGAAAUUUGUCAAAAGUCUUUAGUCAUAUUUGAAUGAGAUGCUAAUGGUCUAAUCCGAUUCCAUGAUCUAUGCUAAGCUAAGCUAAAAGUGCUCCUGCCAGACUCGGAGAUCGGCUGAAUGGAUUCAAAACUGGUAGAACUCAUCUGUUUAACUUUGGGUGACUUGUAAAAUAAAUCUAUUUCCAAAAUAAAAGUGGAGUUUUCCUUUAAUUUGUUUGAAAAAUUGGAAUCCCACAAAAUAUUUAGCAAAUAAAGCUUUGUUUCAGUUCCAUGUGUUGAGAACAAAAUAAUUAAGCCCCUGUAAACUGGUGCAAUAAAUAAUAAAUGUAAGUCGCUGCAA